GUUUUGCUGCGGUCACGGAUCAACUGGCUCGAGUGAUCCGAUAUCUUUUGUUUUGUCCUUUGCGAAACGAGGUUUACAAAUAUUAUUUUUGGGCUAAAACCACGGGAGGAGCGAAGUUAUAGCAGUGGGACACGAGUAUUUCCAGGAAUUUUGUUGGGUUAUGUUGGAAGAUGAGGAGAUUAUGGCGAUUGAGUUUCUUCUUUGGCCGACGAGAAGUGCAGGCUGAGGGGCGAUGGGCGCGGGGCGGUGGAGUGGAGUCACUUACCCGGGAGUGAGUGCAGAAAUCCCGAGGAGUUGGUUGAUUGGUACUGAGUAAAUCGUAAAUUGGGGAAUGCUCGGGGGACGACGCACAAUUGCAGGCAACGACUGCGGUGACGGAGUGGCACGAAGUUGAGCGACUAUUGCCGAGGGGCGAUCGGAACAUGCGUGAAUGUCAACAACACUUGGGAGUUCAGUCGGAUGGUAGAGCGACUACCCCUGUGAAUUUAUUAACCUCUUGUUUGAUUUGAAAUUGGAGAAUAUUCCAGAAUUCCAAUGAGUUUUUAUAAAUGACGAUAACACUCGCAUGAAUAGAUGCAUAAUUGAAUAAGUUGGGAGGAAAAUAUGAGUUUACCCACAUUGAAUGAUUACGUGAUUCUCGAGAAAAUUGGGACUGGAAGCUAUGCCACUGUUCACAGGGCAGUUAAAAAGGGAGGCAAUCGCGAGGUGGUCGCGAUCAAAUGUGUAGAUAGCACGACCCUUUCAAAAUCAGCGAUCGAUAAUCUUCUGACGGAGAUAAACUUGCUGAAGAUUUUGAAACACGAGAAUAUCGUGAGCAUGAAAGACUUUUUCUGGCAUGAAGGUCGUAUCUAUAUUGUAAUGGAGUACUGCGACGGUGGUGAUUUAUCAAGCUUUAUUAAGCGAAAAAGUCAAUUACCAGAAACAGUUUGCCGCAAAUUUCUCCAACAGCUCGCCCUCGCAUUGAGAUAUCUACGAUCUCAUAACGUCUGUCAUAUGGACUUGAAACCACAAAAUUUGUUAUUGACCAGGAAACCCGUCUUGACGUUAAAAGUCGGAGAUUUCGGUUUCGCUCAAUAUCUGUCCACCUCAGAAUCGAAAUUCGCGAUACGCGGAUCUCCGCUCUACAUGGCACCGGAGAUACUUCUGCGUCAUGAAUACGAUGCACGCGUGGAUCUUUGGAGCGUGGGGGUGAUAAUGUAUGAGUGUCUCUUCGGAAAAGCUCCAUAUUCCAGCAGCAGCCUCGAAGAGCUAGCUGAGAAAAUCAAAAGUUGUAAACCAAUUGAGAUCCCCAAGGGUUGCUAUGUAUCCCCCGAAUGUAAAAAUCUACUCAUGUCUCUACUGAAACAUGACCCAAACGAAAGACUGAGUUUCGACGAUUUUUUUGCCCACGAAUUUUUGGAUCUUGCCUACGCACCCAUUGAGGAGAAUAACGAAAAAGCUAUAACUUUGAUCCAAAGUGCCGUAAAAGCCGACACCGAAGGGAACAUCCAAGAGGCCUUUCAUCUCUACUGCGAAGCCUUGAGAUACUUUAUCCCCCAACUAACAAAUGAAGCAGAUCACAACAAAAAAAAGCAUUUGAGAAUGCGCGUUAACGAGUACAUAAAUCGGGCCGAAAAGCUCAAGCUCAUGUGCAUGGAAAGCUCCAGCCUCACUGAGUCGAAUUCUCAAAAUAAUGAUAAGUUGCGACAGUUGUGUAGUACCGGGAGGAGAGGAAUACUUCAGAGCACUUCAUUGCCUUAUCAAGAAUUACGCAUUUUGAGUAAAAGCACAACAGACAUGGCGUCGGCCCUAGAAAUGGGUGAAGUGGGUGAGCAAUAUCUCGCCGAAAGAAAUUACGAUUUAGCCCUAGAAAAGCUCAAGGCCUGUUUAGGAAUGCUCGUACCCCUGAUCAAUAAAGAGCCCCCUGGAAGACGGAGAGAGCUUCUCAAUCAACAGAUACAAAUAUGGAUGAAGCAAGCGGAGAGUACAAAAGGCCUGUUGGCAACCAAAGCAGUGAAUGAUUCUCCAAGAGAAUCCAAGCACCCUCAGGAUCAGUGUCUACUUCAGUAACUAGUACUAAAAAAUUAACGGAUGUGAAUAAAUUGUUCAAUUAUGGAAAAACCAUCGCCUUAAAAUUCAACGUAUGAUUUACUUUUGUAACAUAAAACGAA
This is a messenger RNA of Diachasma alloeum, 2150 nucleotides long. It is a transcript of the gene Aduk, whose product is annotated as serine/threonine-protein kinase ULK3. Gene Ontology annotation, biological process: protein autophosphorylation; autophagy; autophagosome organization. Gene Ontology annotation, molecular function: protein serine/threonine kinase activity; ATP binding. The record is from RefSeq and is a predicted model, not a curated record. Gene Ontology annotation, cellular component: cytoplasm; autophagosome. The coding region runs from base 604 to 2049 and encodes 481 amino acids. NCBI's taxonomy places the organism in Eukaryota, Metazoa, Arthropoda, Insecta, Hymenoptera, Braconidae. The transcript is spliced from 9 exons.